UGUGCGAAUUAUCAUUCCACACAAAGUAUCAGUCGAUUGAUUUAAUUGGACGAGGCAACACCUUAAAAAAACUCAACACGAUUUUGUUCUAAACUUAAUUUAAAAUAAUCCUACCUGAAAGUGGCAAAAUUUUGUGAUUUGUAAGUUUUUCUUUUGUCGUGCAAAAAUGAGGGGUGUAUUUGCAUAUGGAAUAGGUGUUUUUACGAUGGCGGUUUUACUCAUUGGUGCAGGUUUUGUGGUGGCCAAGGUAAUUUACACUGAACCCGUUCCAAAAGAGCAUAUGGAUGUUGCCUCAAUCUUGACUGAUUUACGAAGAGUGAUGGAAAGUUCUGAAUACAACUUGGAUGCUUAUUUAAUUCCAGCAAGUGAUUCCCAUUUGGGUGGUUCAUCGAGGCGAGUGUCCUACGUGAGCGGCUUCACGGGAUCAAAUGGAUUUGCAAUUGUGGGGAGAACGAAAGCCGCGGUGUGGGUUGAUGGUCGAUAUCACCUGCAAGCUGACCGCCAGGUCGAUACGACUUAUUGGGAGAUUAUGAAGAGUGGUUUGCCCGGAACGCCGAGCCAUGAGGAGUGGUUGAGGGACAACCUCCCCAGUUCCGGACGCGUAGGACUGGAUCCGAACCUAUUCUCACCGAAUGACUUUGAUCGUUACUCACGCUACCUGAGCCAACACGGUCACAGAUUGGAGUCCGUUGCAGACAACCUCGUGGAUUUGAUUUGGGAGGAUCAACCCCAAAUACAAUUUUCUGAACUAGAGGUGCUUAGCCUCACCUUCAGUGGGCAGCCAAUUUCUGAGAAAAUUGCCGCAAUUCGCAGUCAGAUGGAGAAUUUGAAUGGAGAAGCUCUCGUUGUGACGACACUCGAUGAGAUAGCAUGGCUACUCAAUGUUCGAGGAGGAGAUUUUUCCACAACACCCACCUUCUAUUCCUACGCAAUUCUCACCAUGAAUGACCUCUAUGUGUUCUUCCAUAAGGAUAGGAAUGUCCCUGAUUCGAUUAAAGAUCACAUUAGACAGGAAUCUGGUACUAACUGCAUUUUCGAUUUCGACUACGAAACCUUCUUAGAUGGAUUGCAACGAGUGGUGAGUGAGACCACAAAGUAUAUAUUGAUACCAUCUGGAUGCAAUCAAGCGAUUUUUGAGAAAGUUCCUGCUGAGAGAAGAUAUGUUGUCAGUGGAUACAGCCCCAUUGCGCGUCUAAAAGCAGUCAAAAAUACCGUUGAGGCUCAAGGGUUGAGAAAUUGCCAUGUAAGGGAUAGUGUGGCUGUUAUAAGAUACCUCCACUGGCUCAAUGUGACCCUCGGUCAGGAGACAAUUACGGAGAUCAGUGGUGCAACACGUCUUCGGGGCUUCCGUGCUGAUCAAAUGUACUUCAAAGGACUCAGCUUUGGUUCCAUUAGCGGUUUUGGGCCAAAUGCAGCUGUAGUUCACUACUCCCCAACGGAAGAGACGAAUCGUGAGAUCACCACAGAGGGUGUCUAUUUGAUUGAUUCAGGUGGCCAGUAUUUAGAUGGUACUACGGACGUAACGAGAACCGUUCACAUGGGACAACCCACGGAUUUUGAGAGGCAAGCUUUCACACUCGUCCUAAAAGGACAUCUAGCCAUUGAUCGUGCCAUUUUCCCACCCGGAACACCUGGAUCCCACUUCGAUGGUCUCGCUAGGCAAUUUCUCUUCCAAGAAGGCAUGGACUACGGGCAUGGAACUGGCCAUGGAAUUGGAGCCUACCUGGCCGUUCAUGAGUAUCCACCAUUGAUCUCCAGUGCAGGCGGUGCACCGGGAUUCCUUGAGAAUAUGUUUGUUUCCAAUGAGCCCGGCUAUUACGAGGCAGAGUCAUUUGGAAUUCGCAUUGAAAGUAUUGUUCAAGUGGUGAAAUUCGAGGGGAAACCCGGAAUGAGAGAUUUCGCUGGCCGUGGUGCAUACACAUUCCACGCAGCGACCUUGGUGCCCUUCCAACUGAAGAUGAUAAACACGGACUUAAUCACCAAAGAAGAGGCUGAACAAAUUAAUGCAUAUCAUCAAGAAAUUGUUGAGACUGUUCGCAACUUGCUAAACGAACAAGAUCCGUCUGCUUAUGCAUGGCUUUUGGAGGAAACAAAACCCAUUGCAUCGACAAUGGCUUGAAGAGAGAUGACAAAUGGGAUUUUCCACAGCCAUCCUGUAGGAUUCCGCGUGUGAUCUUGUGUGCAUCCCAUAAGUAUUAUGAAUGUAUUACAUUGACUAAUUUACAUAAGAUCGUAAUAACAAGAAUAAAUAAGGAAUUCCGUGAA
Messenger RNA from Lutzomyia longipalpis, 2265 nucleotides. Its product is annotated as xaa-Pro aminopeptidase 1-like. Bases 167 to 2119 code for a protein of 650 amino acids. The transcript has 7 exons. Gene Ontology annotation, molecular function: metalloaminopeptidase activity. The record is from RefSeq and is a predicted model, not a curated record. NCBI's taxonomy places the organism in Eukaryota, Metazoa, Arthropoda, Insecta, Diptera, Psychodidae.